CAUUAGGAAUAUUACAGAAGAUGGCAACAAUAGGAACAUCAAUGGCUUCUUCAAUCAUCAUCUCUUUAGUAGUUCUGCUAUCUCUUACUUUUCCUUUUCAAGCAAUAGCAAGUCGUUAUUUGUAUGAUACACCACCAACCCCAUCUUACACACCUCCACCAGUUUACACGACUCCCACCCCGGCUUACACGCCUCCACCAGUUUACACGCCUCCCACCCCAGCUUACACGCCUCCACCAAUUUACACGACUCCUCCUACCCCAGCUUACACGCCUCCACCAGUUUACACACCUGCUCCAACCCCAUCUUACACGGCUCCACCAGUUUACACGCCUGCUCCAACCCCAGCUUACACUGCUCCCACGCCUGCUCCCACCCCAUCUUACACGCCUCCACCAGUUUACACGCCUCCUCCGACACCAUCUUACACGCCUCCACCAGUUUACGCGCCUCCUCCUACACCAGUUUACACGCCUCCACCAGUAUACUCCCCUCCUCCCACACCAGCUUACACGCCUCCUCCCACACCAGCGUACACGCCUCCUCCUACCCUGGCUUACACGCCUCCACCAGUUUACGUGCCUCCUUCCACCCCGGCUUAGUCGCCACCAGAAGUUUACAUGCCUCCUCCCACACCAGCUUACACGCCUCCACCCUCCAUCUACUAAGAACAAGUCACCACCACCACUUGCCCACUUCAGUUUGUUUUCAAGUAUGAAACACCUCCUCUCACCUCUUACAUAUAGAUCACCUCCUCAUUACCCUUGAAAAUUAUAUACUUGAAUAAAUAAUGUUCGAUGCAUCUCAAUAUAGAUGUUUAGUUUAAUAAAGAGUAAAUGUGUAUGUAAAUGUCAUGCAAAAUCCUGUAACUUCGAGGUUUGAAAAUUAUGUGAUUUAUAUUUAUAUUUUGUUAGAAUUUGAAUUAGAUCAUAUUUGCUAUAUAUUGAAUAAGAAAGAGAAAUCAUCCUGAGUGAAUUUUCAGACA
Papaver somniferum (opium poppy) is the source of this 985-nucleotide messenger RNA. Its product is annotated as extensin-1-like. NCBI's taxonomy places the organism in Eukaryota, Viridiplantae, Streptophyta, Magnoliopsida, Ranunculales, Papaveraceae. The transcript has a single exon. Bases 21 to 602 code for a protein of 193 amino acids. The record is from RefSeq and is a predicted model, not a curated record.